AUGGUUGAUUUCGAAAAUGCGGCAAUUAAUGCUUUUCAAUCAUCAUUUGGUAAAACUACAAGUCCAGUUGGAAUGUCAGCUUGCUUUUUUCAUCUUCAAAAAAGUAUUUUGCGUAAAUUACAAGAUCUGGGACUAAAAAAUAAUUACGAAAAUGAUUCAGAAUUUGCAUAUAAUGUUCAUAAAAUUUCUGCAUUAGCAUUUCUUCAACCAUCUGAUGUUGCACAAGCAUUCGACGAUCUUUAUCCAUCUUUACCUCCAAUGUUAGAACCUGUAAUGGAUUACUUUGAAGAUACGUACAUUGGAAGACGUCGACCAAAUGGACGUGCAACACCAAGAUUUUCGAUUGACUUAUGA
This is a messenger RNA of Rotaria sordida, 354 nucleotides long. Lineage: Eukaryota; Metazoa; Rotifera; Eurotatoria; Philodinida; Philodinidae. The record is from the annotation of a GenBank genome assembly.